UACUUCUUCAUUUUAUUAUUAUCUGUGAAAACUUACUCAGCAAUUAAGAACAGGGCCUUUUGCCUCCAUCAGUCCCCUGUGGGGGUGGGUGUGACUCUGCCUGCACCACUAUUACGCAGAGCCCCCUCCUCUAUCUGGUACUGCGUAUGUGAGGAGAAUUAGACCAGCCACUGGCAUGGAUGGAAGCUACUAUCUUGCUCGGUUUACAGGGGUGGGUGGGCUUUGUGCAGCAUCCUUUUGAAUUGCACCAAAUGCCCCAACCAGAAUUAUUGUCAUUUGUAGUCUUGUGUCACUCAUAUCUUUUAAUUAUUGCUAACAAUAAUUAAUAAACAUCAGAUUUUAUGGCUUGCCAUUUAGACUUUGAUGCCUCCUUUACCCCUCCUCCUUUUCCCCCCUCUUUUCUUACCCGGUAGUCCAACGUGGCCAGGUGAAGGGAGGCAGGCAUGACGACAGAUGGCCCUUACAGUCUGACGGAUUAUAUAUUAACAAGAAGCAGCUCAGAUUCUCAUGCACACGCAAAUAGAGGCGUAUACACUCACUCACUCACUCACACAGUGUAGUUGAUAUUGCUUUACCCUACACACACGCCAGCAGAUUCAUGCCAGAGACACAAAUGGUUUGUCACAGCACAGCUGACAGACAGCAGGAGUAGAAGAACGAGGGAUUUAACCCAUGGACGGAGAUACAGAGAGCAGUUUUUCAUCCAUCACCAUGGAGGUGUGGAGCUCCUCAGCAUCUGAGGGAGACGAGGAGGAGAGGAGCCAUUCCAGUCUUUUAGAUGAAAUAGCAGAGGAGAACAAAUGCCACAACAGCAAUAACAAUAACAACAACAACAAUGACAACCUUUGCAGGGAGGUGACACAAGUGCUGUCCUCAGACAGAGUUGGCCAGGUCACCAAGACAUAUCAUGAUAUCAAGGCAGUCACUCACCUGCUGGAGGAGAAAGAGCGUGAUCUGGAAUUGGCAGCACGGAUUGGCCAGUCCCUCCUGAAGCAAAACCAAGAAAUAACUGCACGUAAUGAAAUGCUGGAUGAACAGCUUGAAAUUGCAAAGGAGGAGAUUGCUCAACUGCGCCAUGAGCUCUCGAUGCGAGAUGACCUCCUUCAGUUCUAUGCGAGCACGGAGGAGAUUGAAAACGCUCAGUCGCAGUCACCAAUGAAAAGGAAUGAAUCGUCAAGUUCACUCACCAACUUCAUCCACUAUGACUUCCUACAGCAGAAACUGAAAGGUUUAGAGGAGGAGAACCGCAAGCUCAGAUUAGAGGCUACUGAGCUCUCAACGGAGACAUCAAUCUACGAGGAGCAAGAACAGGAGCUGAUGAUGGUGUGUGUGGAUGAGCUCUCAUCUGCCAAUAAGCAGGUGGUCAACUUGUCCGAAGAGCUAGCGCGGAAAGUAGAGGAUUGUCUCAGGCAGCAGGAGGAAAUCAGCUCGCUGCUCGCUCAGAUCGUUGACCUGCAGGCACGCUGCAAGGGGCUCACCCAUGAGAACGAGGAGUUAAACCACCAGCUGAAUGCCUCCCGUGAGAGCCAGCAAAAACUGAAAUCUGAGCUCAAGGACUUGCAGGACAAGUACUCAGAGUGUAAGGACAUGCUCCACGAAGCCCGAGAGGACAUUAAAAAUCUUCGAAACAAGAGCCUGCCGAAUAGCACCGUGCAGCGGUACACUUCAUUGGCCUCAGUGCUCCCCAUGGACUCACUGGCAGCAGAGAUUGAAGGCACUUUCCGCAAAGGCCUAGACACCCCAGCUCCCUCAGAGUACAAGAACCACCCCUGGCGUGUUUUUGAAACCGUGAAAGUGGUGAACAAGGCUGUAAGGCAGCGGUCUCAAUGCCACUCACCAGGUGUGCCAGGCUCCAGCCCGGUGUCUGCACCUUCCAGCUCUAACAGCACCCCUCGGACCAGCUACUAUGGCUCCGAUAAUGCCAGCCUGAACUUGGAAGACAAGCCGAGCUCCAAUCAUGCUCAGAAGGAAGACAGCAGCGUUAGUGGGCCAAAACGUUUAGGUCAACCAGGCACACCAGGAGGCCAGGAUCUCGAAGCUGCCUUGUGCAGACUCUCAGUCCGCCAGCAGAACCACUCUUCUGACCGACCUUUCUUCGAUGUGGAGCGCGAACGUAAACUCCGUGCCUUGGCAGCAGACAGCGAGGAAGGCGAGGGCUCUAGUGGCUUCCUGACGCCAAAUUACAGCCUGGCCUCCAGCCCAGCUGCUUCAACAGGCACCAACUACUCCAACGGUAGCUCCCGACACUCCUGUGGCUCCUCGGGAGGAUCCAGGUCCUACCUACCUGACCGUCUGCAGAUUGUCAAACCUCUGGAAGGCUCAGUGACUCUGCACCAGUGGCAGCAGCUGGCCAAACCAAACCUGGGAGGUAUCCUGCAUCCACGCCCGGGAGUCCUAACUAAAGACUUCAGGGAGCUCGAGGUUGACAUACAGCACGUCUACAGCUUGAACGACCUAGAGGAGGAUGAGCCAGACCUGUCACACCUCUCUGGAGCUCACGGCAUGGUCUCUUCAUCGGGUCCCAACCUCCCUCAGACCCCUCCCACACAUCCCAUCACCACCUGCCAAGUCCUCCAACCCUCCCUAAUCAUCCCCUCCUUCUCCACUAGCCUUCACUCUUUCGGCCUGCCACCUUCUCGGGACCGUGAGCACGUGAGCACUUCACCAGCCUUGCAGCAGCACUUUGGCCAAGGAGGCCAGACAGCCACCACAGAGCUUAGCACUUCAUCACUGGGACUCCUGCAACUGCUGCAAGAGCGCGGCAUCUCAGCCUCCCGUCAUCCCCACCACAACCUGCACUACAACCGCACUGGAAAACCUUCAUUUUCUACAGUAUCAGACAAAAGAGGAGACUUUUUCUCACACAAAGAAGGACGAAGGAACAUUUUUAGCUGGAACUUGGUGGAGAAGCUUCAGAGUCUUGGGUUGCACAGAGUGGCAGCCUGGGGGAUGAGGGGCCUCAGUGACAAAGACAGGGAAGCAGUCAGACCUCCUCCGAAAGUGUGAUGCAUUCACCUCCACACUCCUCUCUCAUUCACCAUAGUGACUUUGCAUAAAGCCAUGCGAUUCCUACUGUGCACUUCAGUGCCCACCACAGCACCCGUGUCUUGAAAAGAAAAGCCACAGAAUGUGUUAGAGCCAUACUUUCAGUUAUUGGUAGUGUGCAGUACAAUGUUUUUCUAUGAACUUGUGCACGGUAAAUUAUUCUUUACAUGUGGGACAUUUUCAUCUCAGGAAAACCACCUGAUCACUGCUGUGUUUGAUUCACACUUUGCUUCUUUUUACGCAAAAAAAGGAAAAUGAUGAAGAAAAGAAAUAUUUUAUACUUUUGUGUUUUGACUUUCCUUUUACAAUUUGCCCCACCCCCAAUCACUGGUUUUAAAAAAACCUCCUCACUCGUCAUUUUAUUAGUUUCCAAAGAGAAACAUGAGCUAUGUGUAAAUAAUAACUGUCAUUUAGGGAAAUGAAAAAAGAUGAUGUGCUGUAAAUUAUUGAGAGUUAAGAAACCACAAACAAACCAAUGCUGUCCCUGAAAAUGCACUAAAACACAGUCUGGUCUUCCUGCUUAUUCGCUGCUAUGUUGACAAAAGCAUAUAGUAUAUAAGUUUGUCAAAUUAUACUUAGAAAGAAGCACUGAGAAGAAGCCUGACGAUCCAGUGACUGAACUGAGUAAUGUUAAUAAUACUGAGCAGUCUGCCUUGCAGUCCAUUACUUGCUCUCACAUGCACAGUUCCAUUUCACCUCUAAGCUGUUUAAAGUUACGCCUUUAUGGACUUUAUUCUGAGCCAAACCUCACCACAACCAAAUUGGAUUUGCAUGCUGCAUGGAAGACGGUGAAGCAACAUGUUGACUGCAGUGACUCAAAGUUUUGUUUGUAGAAAUCUGCUGUAUAAAUCGUGUCAUCGGGAAUUUUUAAACCACUGGGAUUUAAAUUUAACCGAAAUCACGCUGGGCAUUUCAGAGUGAUAUCUGUGACAGUAGGUGCUAUAAGUAAUAUUUAAUAAGUACAAGAGUUAUCAUGAUAAUUUAAACAGCAUCACUCUGGUUGAUCAAUCAGCUCUGGCGAAAAAGCCACAUGAUAAUGUGGAUUUAAAAGGGAAGAAUUCAUAAACAGAGAUUUGUGUUUCUACGUAAAUUAACCAAACGACUGUUUCUGUGCGCUGUUGUUUGCUGUAACUCUACAUGUCAGUGUGUGCGUAAACUGUACCACCUGUGAAUAAAUGUUUUCAUUUCCACCAAGUUCA
Molecule: messenger RNA, 4244 nt
Organism: Neolamprologus brichardi
Lineage: Eukaryota; Metazoa; Chordata; Actinopteri; Cichliformes; Cichlidae
Gene: hap1
Product: huntingtin associated protein 1
Biological process (GO): protein targeting; anterograde axonal transport of mitochondrion; vesicle transport along microtubule
Cellular component (GO): dendrite; cytoplasmic vesicle; mitochondrion
Molecular function (GO): signaling receptor binding; myosin binding
Source: RefSeq, a predicted model, not a curated record